Molecule: messenger RNA, 2445 nt
Organism: Exophiala mesophila
Lineage: Eukaryota; Fungi; Ascomycota; Eurotiomycetes; Chaetothyriales; Herpotrichiellaceae
Exons: 3
Coding region: 1-2445 (814 amino acids)
Biological process (GO): positive regulation of transcription by RNA polymerase II; aromatic amino acid catabolic process
Cellular component (GO): nucleus
Molecular function (GO): zinc ion binding; DNA-binding transcription factor activity, RNA polymerase II-specific
Source: RefSeq, a predicted model, not a curated record
AUGCCACAAACGUCCGAGGAGUUUGGAGUUGGACGGUCUCUGCAGGAUGCAGCCACGUUGGAGGGCCGCCACACCCCCAAACCGAAACCAUUCCGGCGAGGAUACGUAGCAUGCAUUCCAUGUCGAACGAGAAAAGUCAGAUGUGUGCUCGAGAAUGAGCCACCUUGCGCCAAAUGUCGCAGGGAACACCGGGAAUGUGUAUUUGAAGAUCAACAUAAAUCAACGAGGCACCGAGAUCCUCCCCAAUGGACGAGAAACUCCGGGGCAUCAUCCGCGAGGACGUCGGCAGUGGCUCAGCGAUCGCUGCAGGGUGUCCCGACAUCUGAUGUGACACCCCUUUCCAGUGGAGUUCCUUUUUCUGGCCCGUCGUACCAAAAACCCCACGCUCAGCAGCCGACGCCAACAAACAUGAGCGACCAAAUUCCGGAAGUCAGUCCCGCAAGCACCAAUCAUUCCCUUGCUGAUAGUCUACUAUCGACUGUGAUAACCAGACCGGGCAAUGCCUUGGAUGUACUUUUUGAUGUUGCCCAACCUCGGACAACACAGACCGGUGCCGAAAGUAGCGGUGCUCCUAUGCAUCUUGGCCAACAGGCCACAGUGGGUACCUCACCACAGGUUACAUCCACACCUCCACAGUUUCAUGGUUCCGCAAUUACCCAGUUGUCAAUACCUAGCAAUGAGACUCUUGAUGUCUGGGACAAGUCACGUUUUGUACGACAAGGAGUUGUGACUGCUCAGGAAGUGGUCACCUAUCUCGAUUUGUUCUUCCAGCACAUAGCGCCCCUAACACCUGUAUUACCUGAUCAUUAUCGCCAUCAUGAAAGCCAUCAUAGUCUCAUCCAUGAAGAGCCAAUGCUAUUGUGUACGAUAUUGAUGAUCUCGUCUCGGUUCUUCACCCUUCCAGGUGCCGGAGGUAUUUCUCGCAGUCAUCAUGUGCAUCAGAGAUUUUGGAACUACUGUGACCAUUUAAUCCGUCGGGUCAUGUUCGGCCAGGAGAAGCUCUCCUCUGCGAGGACUCGUGUUGUUGGGACCAUUGAGAGCUUCAUAUUGAUCAGUGAUUGGCACCCACGUUCAAUCCAUUUCCCGCCCGACUCUGAAGGCUGGGAUGUUUUGUUGAUUCAGCCAGAAUAUGACGGUGCCAAUCGGCUCGUCAGCGACGGUAAUGCCCCAUUGAUACGUUGGAGAGAGGACGUGUUUGAACCUGCUCGACGAGCAGAGCGUAUGUCUUGGAUGUUGCUGGGAGCUGCCACAAACCUGGCGUACGAACUAGGCAUUCUUGCUGAUGACUUCGAUCAAACGACGACGGAAAAUCUUCCUGUCUCCCGUUAUAUUCGCGUCAGACAGGUUCUAUCGGUGUACGUCUCAUAUCAAGCUGUCAGACUUAGCUGUUCAUCGAUUCUGCCACAAAAUAUCUCCAACACUUCUAUGACCACAAGCCUCGAAUCCCUCAAUGAUGCGACGGACAAGUCAUGGCGGGCAUUCAUGAAUUUGUGGAUUGAUUUGACCCAGUUAAUGAAAACAGCUUCUGCUAUGUUCUUUCAAUCCAAAUCUCACACAAAGCAGCAACUACUGAAUGGUCACUAUCUGAUUCUGCUACAGCAUUUUUCGCCUUCACUCAGUGCUUGGCAUGAUAGGUUCGUCGCUGCUUCAACCGAUCUAUCGCCUAGCUUCCAAGAUCUCCUCUUCAUUGAGUUUCAGCAUCUCAAGAUAUACACGGGAGCACUGUCUAUACAGGCUGUGGUAGAGCGCGCUCUUGCACGAGGGAUCAGUGCAACCGAUAAGAGUCAGGCCGAUGUGUUCAAAGCUUGCGUCCUUGCGCAGGAUUGGAAGUUCAUCCGUGACGUGGUGACAGACAGUUGCAAGAGCCUGCAAAAGGCAACUACCAUGGCACAAGCAGGUCGACUUCGCUACACGCCAAUGCGGACACUCGUUUGCAUCACCACUGCGUCUGUUCUUCUGCUCAAAGCUCUCACUCUGGGCCCGCAGCACACAGAUCUAGCCACCGCGCUAAGUAUUCUGGAUGAUAGUAUCGCAGCAUUGCGAUCGUCGGCUGUUGAUGACAUGGACUUUUCACCGAGAUAUGCCACGCUGAUGGAGAAGCAUGUGGCCAGAUUCCGCGCAAACUAUACAGCUCCACACUCCCCAAAUAGAUCCGAAGGCACAUAUCAGAUCAACGUGUCGGGGCCGCCGCAAAAUCUUCAAAGCAAAGAUUCUAGUGAGCAGAAUGUGCAGCAGGACCCACAUGCCGCGCUCAACGGAGAAGAUGUGUAUGGAGAAGAUUUUGACAUGCUCGAUACUUAUCAGCUCAAUGGCGGCGAUAAUGAUUGGGCAGCUCGCCCUUUUGACCCGAAUGUUGCCCCUUUUGGAGCAGCCGGAGAUCACCUCUCGCUCGGGUUCGAACUUGAUAGUCUAGACUUUUUGUGGAAUUUACCUGACCCUGCAUAA